This is a messenger RNA of Prunus armeniaca (apricot), 285 nucleotides long. Lineage: Eukaryota; Viridiplantae; Streptophyta; Magnoliopsida; Rosales; Rosaceae. The record is from the annotation of a GenBank genome assembly.
AUGGAUGCUCCUGCAUCAGGAGGUACACAUCAGAAAGAAGACGUGGGGGAGAUCGAGGUGGUGAGUUUUGCGAUAUCGACGAAUUGUAUCGUAUUGGCGCACCCGUAUCCGUAUCCAUAUCCAUAUCCGUGCAACAUAGGCUGCCAUGGCCCCUCAAGAGAAGAGCUUUCAAUAUCAAGAUGGAUGAAGGAGACUGAGUUCCUUGUUCCGUUUGAUGAAUGGUUCUUAAAGGAGGAUGAGGAAGAUAAAGGCGGGAGCUUGUGGAGAUAUAACAGAUAUUCAUGA